AAAAUCAUUCGAUAUCUAAAACGACAUCUGAAAUCAUAGAGUUCGCCUUCUCCUGAGUAUAUAAACGAAACGUCGCGCAGAAAAUCAAUUCAAUCGAAAAGUUUCGAAAUCAAGACGAGAAUGAAGAUCUUCAUUUUAUUUUCGCUUUAUUUUUUGUGUUCUCUGUGUCCCGGUACUAAUCUGAAGGAGCUGACGGAUGGGGAAAUCACGAGAAUCAUUGGGUCAGGGUUAAAACUAGGAACCGUACAAUCUUCCAAACUGCAGGAACAAGAUCUUGGACAAAGUUUUACUAUCCAAGUCAUCAUCGCGGAUCAACCAGACAUCACUUUGAACUUCACACGCGUAGAGAACACCUUGAUAAACAACGAGACUACCAUAUGGAUCGCUGAACAAGAAAAAAAAAGUGCUGAAAUCAAAUACAUUGAGGACGAUGCGAUCAUGCCAGCAAUCGGAAAUUUCACUCUUUACCGGGAUUACAAAAACGAAGCUGCAAUUGUUGUAUUUCAUGACACUUACCGCAUUAAAGGGUGGGUGCAGAAUCAUCGAUUCGAAAAUCUUGUAAAGAUUACAAAUGGAUCGAAUGAUUUUAAUGAAAUCUUUGUCUUGAAACAUGCGUACUCACCUCCGGAUUUAAAAGAACUGACUUCGGAUAUCACUUACUCCGAAGUAUUGAUUCAAGUAGCUCACGAAGAUGUUAGCAAGGGCAAACGAAAUGCUGUGAUGACAACGAUUGCAAAUUGGAAUGCCGUAGACAUGUUCUACAGUAAAUUCUAUGAUCCUCCAGUCAGAAUAAACAUCGCUGGCAUCAUCCUCCCGAAAGAUAAGGAAUGCAACCCUUGGGUGACAUCCAACAUAUUCCAAAAUGAAACUGGUAAUUAUUUGAGUCCUCAAAGUUUAAUUGACCUAGAGGUAUAUGUCUCCAAUCUUUCUCAGGACUCUCAAAACGUCGACUUUGAAUUCAUAUUCAACUAUGUCCCAGAAAAUCUCGAUAUUAACGCUACGAAUGCAGCAGGACAAGCAGCCAGGAGCUCGGACCGAAAUAUUCGUGUUGCUAUCAUUCGAAGUGAUGAAUCUCCCUCAACUACUGCUUACAGACUCGGUCGUCUAUCGUCGAGUUCACAGGACGAUGAGAAUUGAGAGUGCAGGGAUGAGGCAGGGAAUAUACAUCCUCGGAAAAAUCCAUCAUGGCUGAAAGUGGCUGAAAAUGAAUAACUAAUAUGAAGACAUAUUUGCAGUGAUAAAAUUAUUAAAAUCUACCCGUCGAUGAAAAUUAAAUAAUGUACAAUCUCCCAUAAG
Messenger RNA from Fopius arisanus, 1296 nucleotides. RefSeq lists its product as uncharacterized. NCBI's taxonomy places the organism in Eukaryota, Metazoa, Arthropoda, Insecta, Hymenoptera, Braconidae. Bases 121 to 1137 code for a protein of 338 amino acids. The record is from RefSeq and is a predicted model, not a curated record. The transcript is spliced from 9 exons.